AUGGCUUUGUCAGCCAAAGGGAGUGUCAUCAACAGGGUAGAUGGUGAUCUGAUAGUAAUUCUGGUAUAUGUUGAUGACCUUCUGGUUACGAGGAAUAACUUGGAGCGUAUUUAUCAAGUAAGGACAAAUUUGCAAGCUAAGCUCAAAAUGAAAGACUUGGGAGAAUUAAAAUUCUUUCUAGGAAUUGAGUUCUCCAGAUCUAAAGAAGAAAUUCUUAUAAAUCAAAGGAAAUAUGUUGUUGAGUUAGUGUCAGAGUUGGGAUUAGCUUGUAGAAAUCCUGUUGCUACACCUCUGGAGUUCAAUCACAAACUCACCUCAGUAGCAUUUGACAAAUUUAUGAACAAGGGAGAAGCCUCUACAGAUGCACAACUUGAGGAUCCAAGUAGCUAUCAGAGAUUGGUAGGCAGAUUGCUACACUUGACAAUGACAAAGCCAGAUAUUGCCUUUGUUGUUCAAGGUUCAUGUGUGGAGGAAAAAAAGUCUAUCACUGGUUAUAUAGUUAAGUUUGGUGGAGCAUUAAUCUCUUGGAAACCCAAAAAUCAAAGCACAGAUUCUAGGAGUUCUGCUGAAUCGGAAUUUAGAAGUAUGGCAGCUAAUGUUGCUAAAGUUACUUGGCUAGUUGGCUUGUUUGGAGAGCUAGGAGUUACAGUGAAUACUCCUGUACAGUUAUUCUGUGAUAGCAAAGUUACUAUACAAAUUGCAGUACACACCCCAUAUUCAUGA
Messenger RNA from Nicotiana tabacum (common tobacco), 723 nucleotides. NCBI's taxonomy places the organism in Eukaryota, Viridiplantae, Streptophyta, Magnoliopsida, Solanales, Solanaceae. The record is from RefSeq and is a predicted model, not a curated record.